UCAACAAGAUGAAAUUAUUAGCCUUUACAAAAAUAAACAAUCAGUACCAAAAAUUAGUAGAGUGCUCAAAGUUCAUAGAGCAACUGUUACUUGUACUAUUGCUAAGUAUCUUAAUGGAGAUGACCUUGCUACCUGUCCCUAA
Ambispora leptoticha is the source of this 142-nucleotide messenger RNA. The record is from the annotation of a GenBank genome assembly. NCBI's taxonomy places the organism in Eukaryota, Fungi, Glomeromycota, Glomeromycetes, Archaeosporales, Ambisporaceae.